GUAUAUCAAAGACGGCAAAUCUCUCUCAGCUCUAGGGAAGAAAUAUAGAACAGCAUGAAACUAAUGGGCGUGUUUCUAGCAAUCUUCAUGGGAGCUCUAUUUCCAAUGCCACGAGCAAAACCAAAUAGGAAGCUGACAUUCCUGUAUUUGGCCAAUGAUGUCAUACAGAACAGCAAAAGGAAAGGACCAGAAUUUACGAAAGACUUUGCUCCAGUAAUAGUGGAGGCUUUUAAGCAUGUUUCAAGUGAGUCUGAUGAGAGUUGUAAGAAACACCUUGGCCGAGUGCUCUCUAUCUGGGAAGAAAGGUCUGUUUAUGAAAAUGAUGUAUUAGAACAACUUAGGCAAGCUUUGUAUGGAGACAGAAAGGUGAGGAAGCGCACAUACGAACAGAUAAAAGUUGAUGAAAAUAACUGUUCACCUCGAAGUUCUCCCACUGAACCUCCACAGACCACAGAUCUCAUUAGAGCAUUACAAGAACUAGAAAAUGCUGCCUCUGGGGAUGCAGCAGUUCAUCAGAGAAUAGCUUCUUUGCCUAUAGAGGUCCAAGAUGUGUCCCUGUUAGACAGAAUAACAGAUAAGGAAUCUGGAGAGCAACUUUCCAAAAUGGUAGAUGAUGCAUGUAUGUUGCUGGCGGAUUACAAUGGCAGGUUGGCAGCUGAAAUAGAUGAUAGAAAACAGCUAACUCGAAUGUUGUCGGACUUUCUCCGAUGUCAGAAAGAAUUCCUUGCAGAGAAAGAGCAUAAGCUGGAAGAGUACAAACGCAAGCUAGCCAGAGUGUCCCAGGUACGGAAAGAACUCAGGUCACGCAUCCAGAACCUGCCUGAUCUCUCUCGACUUCCCAAUGUCACGGGCAGCCACGUACACCUACCGUUUGCAGGAGACAUCUACAGCGAUGAUUGAUUACAAGAACAUCCUUCCAUAACCUCUACUUUUCUGUGAAAUGAGGGCUGCUUAGUUUCUAAGUUGGGGGACCAUUCAUUUGUACUCUAAUCCCUUUCUGGAACAUCCGUCUCCAUUUAAAAAGGUUAAUCCCAGAAAUGUGAAGCCAUUUUACAGCUUUAAUUAAAUUGAAAGGUCAUUCUCUAAACUGUCCCAAUUGUUAAAUGCCCAUUAUUAAAAAUUGACGAUGCUAUGUACCAUCCAUACAUGCAGCAACACGAUGAUACAGCCAUGCUAUACAUUGUCUUCCACUGAGAAACCCCGGAGGCCAGCACGGGCUUCCCGCCCCUCUCCUCCACCCACUCCAGCAAAGUUUCUAGAUCUUGAUCAUCUUUUCUCACAGAACAGGAGGAGACAGUUCAGGCCUGUGUGUAAGUCAAACAGUGGAAAAUUAUUGCCGAGUGUUUUUUCAAAAAAGUCCUUUGCAUGGCACAAAUAUGGUAUUCAUCUUCAGGUAGCUGAAUUUGCGAAAAGUCCUUGUUACCGUAGUAUGCACCAGCUUUUAAGUUCACUUGAAGAUACAGACAGGCAUCUGGCAGAUUGCCAGAAAGUUUAGGCUUUCCAGUCAAUCGGAAUUAGGCACGUAAGUGUUGAGGAGUGAUUUAAAAAAAAUGCCUACCUGUAGCUUUGGCUUUUAGAUGACCUUAAAAAUCUGGGCUGCAAGUGUUUGAGUUGGACGUUAUCACCGGAGUAUUUAAUGAUCGCAUUUUGUUCAUGGGUUUGCACUUGUCAGGUAUUGUUUUGCAUCAGUUAAGUUAACAGUUUACAAGUUUAAUGUUCCUUCUUGCAUGAAAGCAUUUUUUUUUUUUUUUUUUUUUUUUUUUUAAAAAUCUAUUCUUCAUUUUCAAAAUCCACAACAAUUCAAAAUAGUCCUGGAGUGAAAUUGUUGAAGAUAGUGAUCUGUCACUUGUUACUGACUUCUACAGGGCUAUUCACUAGAAUACUUGUUGGAUGUGAGUGGAGAAUAAUCUUUCUCUUUAAAAUAGAUACACUUGGACAUCAGCACCUCAGUCCAAUUAUCUUUUUUCAUGGAAGUUGCCAUGAGCCUCACCUCAGUUAAAUGGGGAAAAAAACCCCAAAAGAUAAAAAUACAAGCUGUUGACAUAGCAUUCCAUAGCAUCCAAUGCAGAAUACUAAUUUCAUCAAAAAUGCUGAAAAUAUGCUGAAAAUAGUUCAUCAGAGCUCACUAGCUGUCCAAAGAUUUGUAAGUUUUGAGUGGCAAUUUUCCACUCUAUAGGAAAAAAGAACUAACUAUAAUGAAUCCAGAGGAGUGUUUCUUUAGUUAAGUCUAAUAUGCAAAAUUAAAUAACACUUCAGCAUAGAUUCUUGAUAAGGAAAUGAAUGUUCAGGUACAAUUUUAAUGUUUUAAAUAUUUCUGUUCUAGUACGUUAAACUCAGCUCAUAAAUUCUUGUAUACAUAUAUGCGCAUUACAGUUGCAGUUAAAGCUCAGUCUUGCUAAAGAAUAGCACCAAAUUUGUGAUAAAUAUUAACACAGCUUCAUCUACUAAGAAUUAUAAAACAAAUCAUAAACCAAGGAGGAUAAAUAGUGAGUUCACAGUUGAACACCAUCCAUGGAGGAAAACUUAAUUUGUACCCAGCGGCAUGGCUUGUUUAGAGUUCAUUGAAGGAUCUAUGUCUUGGAUACUCAAAACCAUAGGGAAUUAAGCUUAAACAGUCUUUUGCUACCUUAAUUAAAAAUAAUUAUAAUUCUGAAGUUGAAUGCUGAAUUUUCUUGAUCUCUCAAGAAUAUUAAAAAAGACACGAGACUUACUUCACUCGACUUGUUUUUCCUGUUCGUAACUCUUAGUGAUAACGUCGCUUAUCUACAGAGAACGUAGAACUGAGAAAAGAAUGAGGAAAAAUCUCAACUUCUUCUUGAUGUAUAUAAGUUUUAAUUUUGAGAGAGUGCUAUUUUCUGGAUAUAUUUUUCUUUAUUUCACUGUGAAAUUGUUUACUUCAAGGAAUAUUUCAUAGCUGGGUUUUUGGAAAUGAUCCCUCAACAUUUGUUUGGAAAAGAGGACUUGCAGAAGGUAAAGGUCACUCUUACAGCAAGUGUCAUAUAUUAGUGGCUGAAUGGUACGUUGUUUUUUAUUUAUAUGGGAAAGGCAUCAGGUAUCAACUAGUUAGAAGAUUUAUAUUGUAACUCUAGUAGUAGUGUAGCGGGAGAUAACAUGGUACGGUACAAAUGCAGCCCUGUAGUAUCAAAAAAUACCUCCAAAUUCUCAGGUUCCAAAGCUUAGCUUGCGUACUUCCGACAUCUCAGGAGGAAAAGAGGCUGGGUGGGGAAAGGAAGGGUGCCUAGGAGCUGAAAGGGAGAACAUGCCUGGGUGGAAAUGAGAAGCAAAACAGAUGCCAGCUUUUGUCAAAACAGAAAUAACAGCGUGAAACUGGGCAGCACACUGUUGUAGCUGCAGGUGGGAUUAUACAAUAGACCUGCUCUGUGGCGUUGCCACCCUGGGAAAGAAAACGUGUGGGAGUACCCUGCCCAUCUCUUCAAAUGUGGUCUGACUCUACUCAAACCAGACUUCCCACCCUACAAAAGGCACAAUUAUAAAAUAUCUGAACAUUUUUCAUCUAUUAAGGAAAGCAUAAUAAUUAGAUUAUUUGCUUCACUACAUUGCACUUUUAUUGAGCAUUCUCUGAAAAAAGCAGAGAGAUUCCUGGUGCUCUUUGCCAUAUGGGAAUGUUUACCUUGGAGGUCACUGGGACUGCUUGUAUAUUCUACUGUUUGCAGGCUCAAGCUGUGUUUUUGCAGGAAGUUUUGAAAGCUAUGAGGAAUAUUACCCCACUUCGGUGGUUUUAAAAAUAAAUGUGAAGUCCUUAGUGCAAAAAUUACCAUUCUUAGAAAUUGUGUUUCAUUACUCCUUUUGAAAAUUAAACUACAGCCUGCGGUAACAUUAGCUUGUCUGUUUCACUCCAUUAAUGUUUGUAUUGAUAUAUUAAAACACCUCAGUUAAUCCCUAUAGCAACACAACCCAAACUACAUGCUUAUUACAUAUUUUAUCUGAGUAGUCUCCUGAAUGUCAAACUGAGAGCUUUCGCUACGAUAAAAUUACAUUUCUGUUUACCUGAAGUUUAAAAAGACAGUGCAUUUGGGCUCUACAGCCUCGUACUGCUCUCACAAAUCAGCGGUAGCUCCGUCUGGUACUUCAGUGACGACCCAGAAUGCAUACGUAGGAUGCAGUAGCCCCCUCUGCAGAUGACCAUGGAAGACAUGGAAAUCAUACAUAGGCUUGGUUGGCCCUCUGCAGAAGAGCCGGAUUUCAACCUUUUGAAUUGUAAGCAAAAUAGAUUCGUGGGUGUGGGGUUUUUUUGCAGUGGGAAAAAUUAGUGAACUAGAAAAACCAGCACGUCUAAAAUCUGAUGGUUACGUUUAUAAAUAUGUAGGGCCAGUUCUGCUCAUUACUCAUGCAUAUAAUCAGAGUGACUAUUCCUGCAAGUAAAGAAAGCACACUCAAAUGUAGUGUCUGAAGUGGAAUUUUUUUUUUAAUGAAUGACCAAUUUUGUCUCGGCUCCUAUUUCAGUGUGUCAUUUAUCUUGAUUAAGUAGUAAAUCUCUUCCAUCUUGUUAUUUAGAAAACUAAAUCUGAUUUCAUCUUUACAAUAUUUAAAGUAUCCUACUAAGCAUGAUGUUUUUGUGGGAAUUUGCAAAAGUUCAAUAGCACUCGUUACUUGUUUGCAACAGAAAUAGACUCAUUUGUUAAAAGUUAACAAGAAAAGUUUGAAAUGUAAAGAUGUUUCAUUAUUGUGCUUUUCUGACAGAACGUGUAAUCCUUGUGUAAUUUAUGUCCUCGGAAUAACACCUGUA
Messenger RNA from Egretta garzetta (little egret), 4747 nucleotides. It is a transcript of the gene RPRD1A, whose product is annotated as regulation of nuclear pre-mRNA domain containing 1A. The coding region runs from base 55 to 900 and encodes 281 amino acids. The transcript has 8 exons. Gene Ontology annotation, molecular function: RNA polymerase II complex binding. Gene Ontology annotation, biological process: mRNA 3'-end processing. Gene Ontology annotation, cellular component: RNA polymerase II, holoenzyme. NCBI's taxonomy places the organism in Eukaryota, Metazoa, Chordata, Aves, Pelecaniformes, Ardeidae. The record is from RefSeq and is a predicted model, not a curated record.